UCCUGUUCACCUGUUUCCACUCUCCCUCAUCAGCCCUGCAGCACCUGACCAGCCCUUUUUCAUUGUCUUUGUUGUUUUAUGUGUCACGUAUUGUUUCCCUGGUUUGGUCUGCCUUACUUUUCCAUCUUUGACCUUAUUGUCUGCCCAUUGGAUUUUUGAUUCCUGCCUGGUCAUUGUUGGAUUUGUUUACCUGUUUGGACUGCCUUCUAAGGUUUUGAUUCUUGCCUGCCUCACCAUCCAGCAGUUUUCUUGGUGGAUUGUCUGUUUUGGAAACCAUUGGGCCACAGUGUGAUAAUACAAUCAGAAAGACAACUUUCAGAGCAUCAGUUCUUCUCACAAUGUCCAGCAAGCCCACACCAUCCCAACAUGAGGGGGACUACAUGUGCCUGAUGAGAGGCUUGAAAGAGCUGGACUUCCGGGGUCCUUGUGUUCCCAGUGACCUGGUGCUGAUUGGAGACCAUGCCUUUCCUUUAGCAAUGAACAGCCAAGGCCAGGUCCUGAUGGCUGCCUCUCUGUACAGCAGUGGAAGGAUUGUGGUCCUGGGUCAUGAGGGCUACCUGACCGCCUUUCCUGCUCUGCUAGAGAACGCUGUGACCUGGCUGAGAGGAGAUGGAUCUGAAAAUGUUUCUGUGGGGAUCCACACAAACGUCAAGGCAGUCUCUGAAAAUCUCAGCAAAUCCAGCUUCCAAGCAGAAGUUGUGGGGGCCUUUAGUGGCAACGUGGGGGUGUAUGUGACUGAUGCCUACAGUGUGGGUGCAGACGUAAAGGACCUGGUGGCCUUUCUGAAAGCUGGAGGAGGAGUGCUGAUAGCAGGGCAGGCAUGGAACUGGGCUGCAGAUCACCCCAAGGAGAACACGCUGCUUCAGUUUGAAGGGAACAAGGUUUCUGGUGUGGCAGGGAUCUACUUCUCUGAGCGCCAGUGUGAAGUAGAGUACCUUCCUGUCUACCCUCAGAUCCCAUCUUCCUGGAUGGCUAUAGUAAAUGGGAAGGAUUUUGAGGAUGACCUGGACUUCUUACUCCAGGGGGUUUCAGAGUUCGACCUCAACACUGGAGCACUACCAUCUGAGGUUCUGGUCCACGGACCACUAGCCUUUCCCAUCGGGACCACAAACAAUGGACGAGCAUUCCUGGCAGGAGCCUACUAUGGGCAGGGACGAGUCAUUGUGGUUACACAUGAAGGAUUUAUGGGACACGAGACAUUUGCUCCAUUUUGGAACAAUGCCAUUCAUUGGUUGGAUGAAGGCCGGAUGGGGAUCGUUGGUGUAGUGCACGAUCCAGCACUCCAAGUUCUCAGCAAGUCAGGGUUACAGUGUGAGAAGACAGACUUCAGGGAAGACCUGAGUGUAUUUGUCUGCACGGCGUACAGCGAUAAUCAUGUGGAGGAAAUCCAACACUUCGUGGCAGAGGGAGGAGGCCUGCUGAUUGGCGGACAUGCCUGGUACUGGGCACAGACGCACUGCGGGCAAAACCCAAUGACAGAGUUCUCAGGGAACAAGAUCCUGAACAAAAUGGGCUUGAGCCUGUUGGGGACAACAAUUGAAGGAGGUUUAUACAAGGCCCCUGUGCCCAGCCAGGCCAUCAAAGAUACCUACCACUUCCGCAACCUUCUGGGCCGCUUCGCUGGCCAUGUAAUAAAUGGUGAAGAACUUGGCAAGGAUGAGGAGGAAUGUCUUAAAAAGCUGGGUGGUGACUGUGCCAAGUACUUGCACAUGAAGGCUCAUGACUGCUCCUCCUACACGCAGAUUGUGUCCACCCUCACUGACAUCUUAAUGAAGUCAGACAUGCCUCAGGUGUGUGACAGCUGCCCUGUAAAUACUGCAAAAGACCACCUACUCCUCAGUGUGGCAGCAGAGGUAUACAAGGUUUCCCCAGAUCCUGAUGCUCUCCUGCCCUACAUCAUCAAGCAUAACCCGUUGCUGCCAGUUGUUUACAACCACAGGAUCAAGAUUAAUGUUAACACAGCAGGAGGGGAGGACUGGAUCAGUACAGGUCUCUACCUCUCUCCUGGUAUGAAGACCUACAUGGCCAUACCAGCAGAGAUAGUCAACAAGGAAUGGAAGAUCCAGAUAGGAUGUCAAACAGACCAUCUCAACGCUGCAGAGUUGAAGAGAGCACCAUGUGUUCAUGAGCGAUUUCCUGUUACCUCAGAGAUGAUGCAGGUGUGGAACCUGUGGGGUGGACUCAUCUACCUGGUAGCCCCACCCAAAACACAAGUGCACGGGGUAGAGGUCACAGUGCAGAUGGCUGUACCUGCGCCGUACUAUAGAUCAGGUUUGACAACAGCAGCUGAUUGGUUGUUGUUGCGCACAGCCCCUUCACCCUGGGCAGAGUUGGAGUUUGACAACAUCAUCCUUACUGUACCAUCAGAUGUUAUUCGGGACCUAGAGCGCCCUGAUGAGCUGGCGGCACUCUGGGAUGACAUCAUGAGGGGCAUUGCAGAUCUUGCUGCCAUCCCACACAAAUUUCCCCGCAAAGAACGUUUUGUUACUGAUGUGCAGAUUUCCUGUGGUUGGAUGCAUUCAGGUUAUCCUAUCAUGGCACACAAGCCCACAGCAGCUGAGCUGGUCAGCAUCAACCACAUCAGGUGUAAAGGCCUGUGGGGCCCCAUACAUGAGCUUGGACACAACCAACAGAGAAGCUGCUGGGAGUUCCCAUCACACACCACAGAGUGUACAUGCAACCUGUGGUCAGUGUAUGUGCAUGAAGAGGUGCUGAGGAUCAACAGGGAACAGGCUCAUCCAGCAAUGACUUCAGCAGAUCGAAAUAGUCGAGCAGAGGAGUAUGUUAAGGGGGGCAAGAAACUCAGCAACUGGGAAAUGUGGGUGGCCCUGGAGACAUAUAUGCAGCUCCAGGAAAAGUUUGGCUGGGAUGCCUUUAAGAAGGUGUUUGCUGCCUACCACAAGAUGUCCAACUUUCCCAAUGACAACAACGGAAAGAUGAACCUGUAUGCAGAGACCUUCUCCCAGACUGUGGGGAUGAACUUGGCUGGAUUCUUCAAGGCCUGGGGCUGGCCCAUCGAAACAGCCACUGAAGAGAAACUCUGCAACCUGCCUCCCUGGAGUGACCACCCCAUGGUCCAGUAUGACUGAACAUCAGACUGCUGCUGAUACAGUGUAGAGAGAUGGGUUCACUGAGUACCAAAUACUUCAUAUUGAGUAUAUACUGGGUGAUUCAUUUAACUGACUUUGUUUUUGUAUUUUGACUAUAGUUAUUGUAACAUUUUAAAAAGAAACAUGAGUUACGUAGUUGACCUGAUAUUUACAGCUUUUAAGUAGCUUCAGUUUGAAAAACAUGUUGUUGUCAAAUGUAAAUACUGAGAGGUCAUUAAUGAACACAAAUGCUACCAGGUUUGCUAGAUAAAAUAAUUGUGAAACUUUUUGGAAGUGCAGCAUUAAAACCUGUUCUGUGGUCAACCCUCA
Messenger RNA from Micropterus dolomieu (smallmouth bass), 3419 nucleotides. RefSeq names its product TRPM8 channel-associated factor homolog. The record is from RefSeq and is a predicted model, not a curated record. Lineage: Eukaryota; Metazoa; Chordata; Actinopteri; Centrarchiformes; Centrarchidae. The coding region runs from base 339 to 3089 and encodes 916 amino acids. The transcript is spliced from 14 exons.